Molecule: messenger RNA, 849 nt
Organism: Asparagus officinalis (garden asparagus)
Lineage: Eukaryota; Viridiplantae; Streptophyta; Magnoliopsida; Asparagales; Asparagaceae
Product: 2-oxoglutarate-dependent dioxygenase DAO-like
Exons: 3
Coding region: 1-660 (219 amino acids)
Biological process (GO): auxin catabolic process
Molecular function (GO): indole-3-acetaldehyde oxidase activity; dioxygenase activity
Source: RefSeq, a predicted model, not a curated record
AUGGCUGGCCAUGAAGGCGGCGGUGCCGAUUUAACCUCUACUACGAUCAAUACUGAUUUUGUUCGCUGGACGAUCGUCAGAGAAACAAUCAGGACCUAUGCUUCGAAGCUCCAUGAACUUAUAGUGCAGAUAGCCAGCAAGCUCGCAGGGAGUUUGGGCUUGGUUGGCUACUCAUUCGAAGAUUGGCCCAGUCAAUUCAGGAUCAACAAAUACCACUUCGCUGAGGAAACUGUUGGUUCUUCCGGCGUCCAGAUACACACGGAUUCAGGGUUCCUCACCGUUCUCCAAGAAGAUGAAUCCGUCGGCGGGCUCGAAGUGAUGACCGAGUCAGGUUCGUUCAUACCUGUCAAUCCAGUUCCUGGAUCCUUUCUUGUCAACCUCGGGGAUGUCGCGAAGGCCUGGAGCAAUGGUAGACUACACAACGUGAAGCACAGAGUGCAGUGCAAGAAAGCGGCACAGAGAUUUUCUAUAGCGUUGUUCCUGCUAGCGCCAAAGAACGACAUAGUUGAGCCUCCGCCAGCGCUUGUGGAUUCUGAACACCCAAGGCUCUACAAAACCUUCACCUACCAUGAAUACCGAAAGCUACGUUUUUCCUCAGGGUCACACGCUGGUGAAGCACUCUCCUCUCUAGCUCAACACCCUGCUAAUGUUGAAGCCUAAUAUGUGAAGGGUUUUACCCAAAAAAACUUAGAUGUAACUGAUUAAGACAUCGAUCUAUGGAUCGAUAAUAAGGGUUGAGUUAGAGUAAUUUGGCUACAUUUCUGUGCAAUAUGAUUUUUCAUUAGUGUACCCUGCAUACAGACGUGCUUUUUUGAACUCCUAAGUAAUACUGCAGCCUCAUAUAUGGAA